Molecule: messenger RNA, 696 nt
Organism: Trichophyton verrucosum HKI 0517
Lineage: Eukaryota; Fungi; Ascomycota; Eurotiomycetes; Onygenales; Arthrodermataceae
Exons: 1
Coding region: 1-696 (231 amino acids)
Source: RefSeq, a predicted model, not a curated record
AUGGCGCGAACUUCCAAAAAACGGAAGCUAGUCGAUCCUCAACAGUUGGAGGAAGCUCGGAGGCUCGAAGAGGAAGCGCAGGCGCAGGGUCAAGAAGAUAUGCAUGAGAUCGUGGAGUACGAACAAGAUUUCCAAGAGAGGGGGAAACACAAACCGGCUGUCCGCUAUAACCCUCAGCCAUAUACCACCGAAACCCUAAAGGAAACAUGGCCGGCUCUGGCAAUAGACGCAGCUUCAAAUACCAGCACCAUCCGUGAGAAACUAUCGUGGUUCGGUGAAUCGUACGUGGGAUGUGAAGAGCUGCCCGAAGACCUGGCAAAGAGAGUCUACCAGGGCAAACGAGUGCUUUUCUCCAGCGAGGCACAGAAGGCCGAGACCAUGAAGUUUGUUAAGCAACUAGCUAGCGAACAUGCCACUGAGCUUAGCCAGAGGAAGGGACAAACUGUCGAGCCUGCUGACGUGCAGUUCGAGAAUGUGAGCAAAGAGGAGAAAUCGCAUAUGAUUUCCUCCUUGAUCCGGGGAGCAUACGACCAACCCUUCAAGCUCGAUGCCGAUGCCUCUCCAAUUCUCAAGAACGUCCUAAGAAACCUGUCGAACAACCACACCUACCACACCGAGCACACUCAACAGUUCAUGGGCAGUCUUAUGCAGAAUCUCCCUCUCAAGAAAGCAAAGGCUAAGGCUAAGUCUGCUUAG